Messenger RNA from Pestalotiopsis fici W106-1, 1431 nucleotides. Its product is annotated as Protein transport protein SEC61 subunit alpha. The transcript is spliced from 3 exons. Gene Ontology annotation, molecular function: transmembrane protein transporter activity; signal sequence receptor activity; ribosome binding. NCBI's taxonomy places the organism in Eukaryota, Fungi, Ascomycota, Sordariomycetes, Amphisphaeriales, Sporocadaceae. The record is from RefSeq and is a predicted model, not a curated record. Gene Ontology annotation, biological process: SRP-dependent cotranslational protein targeting to membrane, translocation; post-translational protein targeting to membrane, translocation. Bases 1 to 1431 code for a protein of 476 amino acids. Gene Ontology annotation, cellular component: Sec61 translocon complex; membrane.
AUGUCGAGCUUACGAUUCCUCGACCUCGUCAAGCCAUUCGUGGCCUUUCUGCCAGAGGUGCAGCAGCCCGAGACCAAGAUUCCCUUCAACCAAAAGUUGAUGUGGACUGGUCUUACCCUGCUCAUCUUCUUGGUCAUGAGCCAGAUGCCUCUCUACGGUAUCGUCUCGUCCGAUACCUCUGAUCCUCUUUACUGGCUGCGCAUGAUGAUGGCGAGUAACCGCGGUACGCUUAUGGAGCUUGGUAUCACGCCCAUCAUCACCUCCGGUAUGGUCUUCCAGCUCCUCGCUGGAACCCACAUGAUCGACGUCAACCUCGACCUCAAGUCCGACCGUGAACUCUACCAGACUGCCCAGAAGCUGUUUGCCUUCAUUCUCUCCGCCGGUACUGCCACUGUCUACGUCUUCAGCGGUCUCUACGGCCCGCCCAGCGACCUCGGUGCUGGUAUCGUCUUCCUCCUUGUCCUGCAGCUCGUUGUUGCUGGCAUGAUUGUCAUUCUCCUCGAUGAGCUCCUCCAGAAGGGUUACGGUCUGGGCAGCGGUAUUUCUCUGUUCAUUGCCACCAACAUUUGCGAGUCCAUCAUGUGGAAGGCUUUCUCUCCCACCUCCAUUAACACUGGUCGUGGUCCCGAGUUCGAGGGUGCCGUCAUUGCCCUCUUCCACCUUCUCAUGACCUGGCCCAACAAGCAGCGUGCUCUCCAGGAGGCUUUCUACCGCCAGAACCUUCCCAACAUCAUGAACUUGCUCGCUACUCUCGCCGUCUUCGCUGCUGUCAUCUAUCUCCAGGGCUUCCGCGUCGAGAUUCCCGUCAAGUCCAACCGCCAGCGUGGUGCUCGUGGCUCCUACCCCGUCCGUCUGUUCUACACCUCCAACAUGCCCAUCAUGCUGCAGUCGGCUCUGUCCUCGAACAUCUUCCUGAUCAGCCAGAUGCUCUACUCUCGCUUUUCCGAGAACCUUCUCGUCCAGCUUUUCGGUGUCUGGGAGGCCAAGGAGGGUUCUGCCCAGCUUUCCGCCGUUUCUGGCCUCGUCUACUACAUGUCUCCUCCCUUGAACUUCAAGGAUGCUCUCCUCGACCCUAUCCACACUGCUGUCUACAUCGCCUACAUGCUUACUGCCUGCGCCAUCUUCUCCAAGACUUGGAUUGAGGUGUCUGGCUCCAGCCCUCGCGACGUUGCCAAGCAGCUCAAGGACCAGGGUCUUGUCAUGGCUGGUCACCGUGACCAGAGCAUGUACCGUGAGCUCAAGCGCAUCAUUCCCACUGCCGCCGCCUUUGGUGGUGCCUGCAUUGGUGCGCUCUCGGUUGCUAGCGACCUGAUGGGAGCUCUCGGCUCCGGUACCGGUACCCUUCUCGCUGUCACCAUCAUUUAUGGCUACUUCGAGAUUGCAGCCAAGGAAGGUGACCUUGCUGGUAUGAAGGGCAUGAUCAUGGGCUAG